AUGGCUAUGGGACAGCUUUCUGACGCUGGGCAUCUCCACCCCUUCUUAAGAUUUGAAGAGAUGCCAACAAACAACUAUGUGGAGAGAGCAGCUUCUGGAAUUUCGAUGCACUGUUCCAGCCUCAGCAUCACCCUGCUCUUCCUUCGACGACAAGAAGAUUAUGUUGAGAGGGUGAAGCAAGUUCAUGAGUCGGGUGGAUAUGGAUCGAGAGGGUAUAACUAUGAAUGGAAAAGAGAGGAAGCAAACAAAAAUCUUCUCCGAACCCACACAACCGCGGUCUCAGCUAGGAUGCUUUACUCACUCGCAGAGGGGCCUUCCAAUUCUCAAUCCCUUCAAUUCUCUAAAAACGACGCUGUUGACCGAACCCAUCUCGCAGAGUUCCAUCAGACUGAAGGUUUGAUAUGUGAUAGUGGUCUUGCAAUGGAUGAUCUCAUGAGUGUAUUACAGGACUUCUUCUCACGCUUAGGGAUGUCCGAGCUGAAAUUCAAGCAUGCCUACAACCCCUACACCGAACCAAGCAUGGAGAUUUUCAGCUACCAUAAAGGACUAAGGAAAUGGGUAGAGAUUCUGGCGUGUUCAGACCCGAAAUGCUGCGAACAGUGGGUUUCCCAAAGGAUACCGACAAUGAUCUUAUACGGCAUUGACAACAUCCGCGAUCUGUUUGGACACAAGGUCGAUCUUGAUCUCAUUAAACGAAAUCCGAUCUGUCGUAUUGGAAUCGAGUGA
Molecule: messenger RNA, 726 nt
Organism: Arabis nemorensis
Lineage: Eukaryota; Viridiplantae; Streptophyta; Magnoliopsida; Brassicales; Brassicaceae
Source: the annotation of a GenBank genome assembly